Strongylus vulgaris is the source of this 665-nucleotide messenger RNA. The record is from the annotation of a GenBank genome assembly. NCBI's taxonomy places the organism in Eukaryota, Metazoa, Nematoda, Chromadorea, Rhabditida, Strongylidae.
AUGAGACUGAAAACGUAUGGUGUCUGUUUUAGAUCGUUAUUCACACCUCAACUUCAAACUUUAUCGCAACUCUUUGAGAAAAACAAUUACGAGUUGAGAAUAGCUGGUGGAGCAGUAAGAGAUCUACUAAUGGGAAUACGACCAGCUGAUGUUGAUUUUGCAACCACAGCGACUCCUACUCAAAUGAAGGAAUUAUUCGAGAAGGAGCAAGUUCGUAUGUUGCAUAAACGCGGCGAGGAACAUGGAACCAUAACUUGUCGGAUAGACGAUAAGGAAAACUUUGAAAUUACUACUUUAAGGGUAGAUCUGGUUUGCGACGGUCGUCGCGCCCAAGUACAAUAUACCACCGACUGGCAGCUUGACGCAAACAGAAGAGAUCUCACAAUUAACUCGCUCUUUUUAGGGAGCGCUUUAUUCAUGGGUCCAAAGAUUAGUGUUGAAAACUUAGACGGGAAUGUCAUAGAUUAUUUCGGAGGUAUUCAAGACGUUGAGAAAAAACGAGUAGCCUUUGUGGGUGAUGCUGUACAACGGAUUCAAGAGGAUUAUCUCAGAAUCCUAAGGUAUUUCCGCUUUUUUGGUCGCAUUUCAUCAUCGACAGAACAUGAAGCCGCUACGUUAAAAGCUAUCAAGGAAAACAGCCGGGGAUUGGCGGUAGUUAAUUAGUU